This is a messenger RNA of Ceratitis capitata (Mediterranean fruit fly), 1048 nucleotides long. RefSeq names its product probable methyltransferase BMT2 homolog (gene Samtor). NCBI's taxonomy places the organism in Eukaryota, Metazoa, Arthropoda, Insecta, Diptera, Tephritidae. The coding region runs from base 100 to 1011 and encodes 303 amino acids. Gene Ontology annotation, biological process: negative regulation of TORC1 signaling. The transcript has a single exon. The record is from RefSeq and is a predicted model, not a curated record.
UAACAGCUGACUUUAUUAAAGUACAUUGUAGCUACUAGCGACUAAUAAAAGCUAGAAUUUAUCACCAAUUUAGAAACCAUUAAAUGAAUAUAUAAAGUUAUGGAUGAUUUCAGUGAAGAUUCCAAAAAGGAGCACUUGCGCCUCGCCGGUAUUAUCAAGGACUGUCAUGACAACUUGAGGACUCAAUCCAAAUUGAAGGGUAUGAAUGAAGCAUGGAAUGAACAUUUGCAAAACACUACACUACUAGCAGAGUAUUCGACUGCCAUGCAUCGUUUAGCCUCAAUUUGGGAAACAAAUACAACAAAUCCCAAUUUAUAUGCGCGUAGUCGAGUAAAAUGGACAAUUGAUUAUUGUAAAAAAUACUUUUUCACUAAUAAGUAUUUUUUGGAAAAACGUGAAAGAGAACAUCGCUUAUGGGAAUCCUACGUAAAUAUGCCGCCCUUCGUCGACACUAGCAGCCUGAGAACAUCCUUUCCAAAUGUUAUUAACGUGCUCGAUGUUGGCAGUUGUUUCAAUCCGUUUGCUGGGGAAAAAAAUUUAAAUGUCACGGCGAUCGACCUGUUUCCAGCUACAAAGGAUGUUUUAAAAGCAGAUUUCUUACAAGUCAUCACAGAAAACAUUGAUAAAAUUGUUGUAGAAAAUGGUGAAGUAAAUCGUCUGCCUUGCGAAUAUUUUGAAUGUGUUAUAUUCAGUCUAUUAUUGGAGUACAUACCAUCGCCAGAAGAACGAUUGCAUUGCUGCCAAAAAGCGUAUGACUUAUUACGUACAGAGGGCAUACUAAUUAUUAUAACGCCUGACUCUCAGCAUGUUGGCAAAAAUGCGAAACUAAUGAAAAAUUGGCGCUAUACUUUGGGAACUUUGGGAUUUUUUCGAAUUUAUUUUGAAAAAUUACCGCAUAUAACAUGCAUGGUAUUUCGAAAAACGAUCGUUCCAGCAGUAGCUCAACAAUGGGCUGCUCUGCAUCGUGAAGAUUACAUGACAAAUACAAUAAAUAUACCGCAAGAUAAGUGAAAUGAAUGAAUGGACCUGAAUUAAAGUUUUUUUUUUA